AUGGGACAGCAACAAUCCGGUUUUGGUAGCAAACGUGAAGAUCGAGGUGCUGGUGAUGCGGAUAAGGAAAAGAAGCGAAAAUAUGAAGCACCAAUUCCAACACGGAUAGGAAAACGCAAGAAGAAAGGUAAAGGACCUGAUGCAGCAACAAAACUACCCACAGUUACACCGCACACUCGAUGUCGUUUAAAAUUGUUGAAAUAUGAACGCGUCAAGGACUAUCUUUUGAUGGAACAGGAAUUUAUUCGCAAUCAGGAGCGCUUGAAGCCACAAGAAGAAAGACAAGAAGAAGAACGUAGUAAAGUAAAUGACUUACGUGGAACACCUAUGGCUGUUGGUAACUUGGAAGAAAUCAUCGAUGAUCAGCACGCAAUCGUUUCUACAAACGUAGGCAGUGAACAUUACGUGAACAUUCUUUCGUUUGUUGAUAAGGAGCAGUUGGAACCUGGCUGUGCUGUAUUAUUGAAUCACAAAACACAUGCCGUAAUAGGUGUUCUGGCUGAUGAUACUGAUCCAAUGGUUUCGGUCAUGAAGUUAGAGAAAGCACCACAAGAAACCUAUGCAGAUGUUGGUGGACUUGAGCAACAAAUACAGGAAAUUAAGGAAUCCGUCGAAUUACCAUUAACACAUCCUGAAUAUUAUGAGGAAAUGGGCAUAAAGCCUCCAAAAGGCGUGAUACUUUAUGGAUGUCCUGGUACGGGUAAAACGUUGCUGGCGAAAGCAGUCGCCAAUCAAACCUCGGCUACUUUUCUUCGUGUGGUUGGUUCGGAGCUCAUUCAGAAAUAUCUGGGUGAUGGACCGAAGAUGGUGCGCGAACUUUUCCGUGUAGCAGAGGAACACGCACCUUCCAUAGUGUUUAUAGACGAAAUAGACGCAGUUGGUACUAAGAGAUAUGAUUCAAAUUCCGGAGGCGAGCGUGAAAUUCAGCGUACUAUGCUUGAGUUACUCAAUCAGUUGGAUGGGUUUGACUCUCGUGGUGAUGUAAAAGUACUUAUGGCAACAAAUCGUAUAGAUUCUUUAGAUCCUGCCUUAAUUCGGCCGGGCCGUAUUGAUCGCAAAAUAGAAUUCCCAUUGCCGGAUGAAAAGACUAAACGUCGUAUUUUUCAAAUUCAUACGUCACGAAUGACUCUUGCAGAUGAUGUCGAUGUUGAUGAAUUCAUUUCAUCCAAAGAUGAACUUAGUGGUGCUGAUAUUAAGGCAAUGUGUACGGAGGCUGGUUUACUAGCAUUGCGAGAACGUCGCAUGAGAGUAACUAUGGACGAUUUCAAGAAGUCAAAAGAAAAUGUGCUCUAUCGCAAAAAUGAAGGAGCACCAGAGGCCUUAUACUUAUGA
This is a messenger RNA of Thelazia callipaeda (thelaziosis nematode), 1332 nucleotides long. The record is from the annotation of a GenBank genome assembly. NCBI's taxonomy places the organism in Eukaryota, Metazoa, Nematoda, Chromadorea, Rhabditida, Thelaziidae.